GCACUUACCAUAGCACUAAACGCUUAUGAUUCCAUCAAAGUCGGACGAAACUGAGGAUGGCCCAGACGACGAAGACCAUGAGGGUUGCCUAUCACAACGUGUAAAUGUGACCAGUUAAGAGUAUAGUCUUUGAAUUAGAUCUCUGGUGAACACACACAACGUUGAGCACGAAGUUUAAGUCAUGGAAACACGCCGAUAUAUGUGGCUAUUAACAACUUUUAUGACCUCUAUGUUUUCUAUACAUGGCAUCUCUCAAGCUCUUCCUGAAAACUACAACCCAUCUUGUCCACAACCUUGCAUUUGUGGCUUAAGAAGAUCGAAUUAUUUUCAACGAGAUAUGAAGACUCUGGAUUGUUCGUUCUCGGGUCUGACUGAUUUCCCGCCCUUGCCUUCAUCAGAUGUAGAAGUCAUGAAUGCAAAGGGUAACACAAUAGCAAAUGUAGACAGAAGCAUUGCCAAGCUGACACAACUGAAAGAAUUGGACCUCUCUGGUAAUCAAAUCAAGUCUAUCGGAAGAGGGAAAAUGUUCCGUAACCUCACUAAUUUAAUAUACUUCAAUGUUGGCAAGAAUGAAAUAUCAACUAUAUUUCACGACACUUUCCUUGGCCCAAUUAACAUAAAGCAAUUGGUGUUAUCAAACAAUAAUAUAAACUACAUUGAAGACGAAGCUUUUACUGAUCUCAAGAAACUAGAGAUUUUGGAUUUAGAGCAAAACUUGCUGGGCUCCUUGUACGAGGAAUGGUUCACAGGCCUCAGCAAACUCCUCUCCCUAAACCUGGCCCAUAACCGCGUUCACAACGUUCCAGCGAGCGUAUUCCGUCCUCUGCAAAACCUGCGCAGUCUCUUCUUGGCUGGAAACAGAAUCUCUUCCAUCGAUCCGCGAGCUUUUUCAGGUCUCACGAAGUUGCAGGAACUGACACUGAACGACAACCUCCUCUCGCGGGUGCCCACAGCCGCACUCCAGAGCAUGCCACAGCUCGACUCCGUGGUUUUCGACCACAAUCCUGUGCCUAAAAUUAAACCACUCGAUUUUUCACAUCUCAGUGUGUCGAAAAUUAGUAUUUGCCAAAUGCCGGAGCUCGUCAUAAUCGAUGCAAAGGCUUUUUAUACUCUAAGAAAUCUUACUAAUUUACUGAUAAAGAAUAAUAAGCGGUUAUCAUACGUAGACCCUUUAGCUUUCAUAAAUGUUAACAACUUAAGAGAACUUAAUCUCGCUUACAAUAAUCUACAGGGAAUUCAAAGAGAAAUGGCUGAUUUUUUGCCUGACGGGGUCAGAAUUCACUUAUACGGAAACCCACUGAACUGCAAUUGCAAUUCUAGAUGGUUACGAAUAAUUUUAAAUCCAAAUUUGAACUCUACUCUUCACUUAGAGGAACCAGAACACCUCGUGUGUAAUAGUCCCGCCAAUUUUAACCACAAGUUACUCAAAGAUAUUGACUUGGUCAAGUUACCCAAGAAAUGCACCCCUAUCAUCCUCAACUUGACGCAAAAGAGCGAACUUGUUGGUAAAGUCGGCGAGAAAGAAAUUCUUGAAUGCCGCGCUAUGGGAUCACCUCCCCCUAAGCUUCACUGGUCGUUACCGGAUGGCUCGAACAUAAACUCUACUUUGAACGAAGUUCGGAGACGAUAUUUUCCUCCAGGAACUUUAGUUUACUAUCACCUGCAGCCAACAGACGCUGGCCUCUUCCGGUGCAUAGCUGAGAACUCGGCGGGGCGGGACACGGCUAUCAUCAAAUUGACCGUUACAGGAAUCGAUAUUCAUUUGUUCCCGAUAGCAGUAAGCUCCACUUUCGUUACACUCGUUUGGAAUGGCACUGAGCGACGAGCGUUUCCCCAAUACAAGAUUGUCUACGGCAUUGAUGACGGCAAAAAUGGCACCAUACCAGAAGAAACACAGUUUGCCAUGGCAAGUCAAUCGAGAAAAACUUAUACUAUCAGUAGAUUAAGACCUGACACCAAGUAUAGAUUUUGUAUCGGCUACGAAGACGCAUCGGGAUAUUGGCUGCAAAUAUCGUGUUGCCUAACAAUUACGCAAGACGCCAAGUUCAUGUUGCAAGGAAUUUCUCGACCCAAUAACGUAGCAGCUGUGGCAAUUGGUCUCGUGUUGCUGCUGGCUCUAGUUCUGUGUCUGGCUUCACUGGCAUCCAGGCGAUAUAGGCAGAGAUUUUACGAAAACACCGACAAAACAAAUACGAACAUCGGGGAUGACUCUACCCCCAAUGCCAGCACAUCGACAGCCGUUUCGAGCAGUGGUACGAUCGCUUUAGACAAUCUAUACAGACCGCUGCUGCAUUCGUCGUGACGGUCGGCUAACGGUUCCGUGGACGCUCGACCGGUCUUGUUUCUGGGGAGGCCGAUUUGCUGCUCGCCACCCGGCUCUCCCGCGACUCUGGGCCGCCAUAAUGCCGGCCCUAAAUCACCGCAAGCCCGGCCCUGCCAGUUGCCUGUGGUUGCUCCGACGUCAGGCCACAACAAAAAAACCAACAGAGACAUCCACUCCGAUGCUCAGUGCAGAAGGGCAGCAGCGGGAGGUGCGGUUGAGCCACACAACCAAGUUCCAGGAGUAGAUGAAGACCUUCAAAAUCACCAUGGUAAUAAAAACCAUGGCAUCGUUCAUGGGAAUGACGAAACCUACUCUCGAAACCCUGAUCUAGACGAGGACUGCUAUCAAGUACUGCAAGAUACCCACGUUUUGGAUGAUGUGAGAGACUCAAGCACCGCUGACCAAGAUGGGUGCACCGUAGAACUCCCGAUACCUAAUAGAAAAAUCCGGCCGAGCUGGGACUCGAAAGUUGAGAGGACUCUGCACUCGAGUCCAGGCUCACGUUUGGGGAGAGAAGAUGAAUAUCAUUUAGUACAAUCUGAAACUGGUCACGUCGCCAGAGAUAUUCCCCAGAAAGGAAUAUUGGGAGCCCGCCGAGGCAUCUUCAGAGGAGGGAUGGCCAAACUCCUGCAAGGAGUCCAAGAACAACAGCAGGACGCGUCAGGCGAGGACGCUCCUGUAGACACCAUGCCAAUCCUUCCAGGAACCCAGUCCACAUCAGGAUGAAACAGGGGGAUAUUAUGGAAUAAGAAGAAAACCUGUGUUUACUUUACCAAAAAUAAGGCUUUGGUUAAAUUAAAGUUUGACUGUUAAUUUAUUACUCCAUUUAAAUGAUUUUCUUAUUGCAGGUUAAUAGUUAACCCAAGUGACUCAUGCACUACUGUAUGUUCAUCGUGAUCACAGAAAUGUUAGCAAGGGUAUUUUUCAAAUUUAUAAGGCCCAUUUAUGCGGAUUAUUUUGACACAAUAUCAGUAAAUAAAAACAUCAUUGUAUAUUCUUUAACUUUAAUUUAAUUUAAAAACUGGCCUAUUUUCGAUGACAUGAUAUAUUUAGGUUGGAUUUACAUUUUCUUGGUUCCAGAAACUUAUACUUAUUCCUGAUUCAUAAUAAUUUAAUUAUUGGAAUCUAUUCUUUAUUGGUUGCGCUUUCCUCGCUAAGUUUGAAAUUAUUUACGAAAUUCAGAAAUCCAAGAGGGUUUCGUUAUUAAACCUUGAAUUUUACGUACGAGACAGUGAGAGAGUGAAAUUUUCCUCCAUAGAGUGCUUCCUUCUAAUUAAGACGUGUUAGAAUGAGACAUAUUGUUGUUGAGGUUGCAGUAGAGCGAACAAAGUUUUGAAUUUUAUCGCAUAUAUAUUAAGCUUAUACGGUAUAUAUACAUCGUAUUCUGAACCAAACUCUGCUGAGCUUAUGAGCCUUCAACUAGACGCAUGUUACUAUAGGCUUCUGCCCGUUCCGCGUUCUGAUUCAACGUAUGAGCUCAUUAUGUUAAAAAUGGGAUGAAUUUAUUAGAAAAAAAUAUAACUCAGUACUCACUGCAGUGAG
Messenger RNA from Hyalella azteca, 3865 nucleotides. RefSeq names its product leucine-rich repeat neuronal protein 2. Lineage: Eukaryota; Metazoa; Arthropoda; Malacostraca; Amphipoda; Hyalellidae. The transcript has 2 exons. The record is from RefSeq and is a predicted model, not a curated record. Gene Ontology annotation, molecular function: protein binding. Bases 182 to 2302 code for a protein of 706 amino acids.